Molecule: messenger RNA, 694 nt
Organism: Exaiptasia diaphana
Lineage: Eukaryota; Metazoa; Cnidaria; Anthozoa; Actiniaria; Aiptasiidae
Product: unhealthy ribosome biogenesis protein 2 homolog
Exons: 7
Coding region: 26-673 (215 amino acids)
Biological process (GO): ribosome biogenesis
Cellular component (GO): nucleolus
Source: RefSeq, a predicted model, not a curated record
UUUAUUACGUGUACAAUAGGUAUUGAUGGCACUACAGUCCAUUGCACAUCAACCAACAAACUUUGAUCUAAAAAUCCUGAGUCUGGAACUCAUGACAAGRAUWUUGUCCCUUGGACCGAAUAUGUUGUACCCACAUCAUAGCAGCCUUGUUUUUCAUGGAAGUCUUCUUGUACAAUUGGACCACAACAGCAAUAGGUUUCCUGAUUUGUUUUGUGCUCAGUUUUCUCUUCUCAGCACAGCUUUGUUUCAUCACAAUGAAGCCGUAUUUAAAACAAUGCAUGUCUUCAUGGCAUGUGUAACAAAUAUGCUAAAUAGUCUGUGUCAUUACUGCAGUAUCAAAAUAGUUCGUAAAACUAAAAAGAGAAACCAGGAAACACAAACAAAGUGUGCAGACAAAAUGUCCAGAUUGUAUCAAGAAAUUUCAAGUCACAAAGCAACAAUAUCCAAGUAUAUCCCUUACAUGAUUACUGAAUACAUUCAACAAAUACAAGAACAUCAACUACAAGAACAAGUUAAGAAACUAUUGGAGGCAGGAAUUUAUUGUUUGAUUGAUGCAAGCGGUGAACAUGAAAUAGCUCUUCUUCACGCAACACUAGACAGAGGAUCACGUGAAUUAUUCACAACAUUGAUCAAUGAAUAUAAUAAAUUUUAUAAAUUUAAAGGAAAAGUUUGAAUUAAAACAAAUAAUAAUCUA